AACCCUCAUAAAUAUCAAAUAUCCACCACAAACUCAGAUUCUGGGAAGAGAAGGAGAUAAAAUCCCAAUAUAUCAUUAUCCAUGCCCUACGUCACUCAACAAAUAAGCACUCAAAACAUCCCAAAACACACCAUUUCCAUUUGUUUUGAAUUAUUGAAUUAUUGAUCCAGAUUAUUUAGAUCAUAUAGCUGCUGAUUUCUUGGGGUUUUGGAGGCCAUAAAUAUAUUUGGAAUUAAUGGCUUCUCUGACUUCGAUCACACUGAACCCAUCUUAUUCUUCCCCGUUGGGAUCAUUCGCUUCAAAUCAUUGCCAGCAUAACCAGAAUUCCUGCUGGCUUACAGCCGUCGGAUCAGUCAGAUCAUCAUCAUCAUCCACAAGGCAACGGUUUUCGUCGCAGGGCCUCAGAAUCCGUAGUGCAGCAACAAAACAAGCUAAAACGCCAGCUGAAGAGGACUGGAAGACUAAGAGGGAACUUCUCCUACAGAAAAAGGUGAGGAGUGUGGAUGUGAAAGAAGCUCUGAGGCUUCAAAAAGAAAACAACUUCGUGAUUCUUGACGUGCGGCCUGAAGCGGAAUUCAAAGAGGCUCAUCCGCCGGGCGCGAUUAACGUGCAAAUAUACAGGCUUAUAAAGGAGUGGACAGCGUGGGACAUUGCCCGCCGUGCUGCUUUCGCGUUUUUCGGCAUCUUUGCCGGCACAGAAGAGAACCCUGACUUCAUAUCAAGUGUGGGAUCGCAGCUAGAUAAGAAGGCAAAGAUAAUAGUGGCUUGCGCCGCCGGCGGUACGAUGAGACCGACCCAAAAUCUCCCAGAAGGUCAACAGUCAAGAUCACUGAUAGCAGCCUACUUGCUCGUCCUCAACGGUUAUACGAAUGUCUUCCACCUAGAAGGCGGACUUUACGCGUGGUUCAAAGAGGGGCUGCCAUCGGUUGCAGAAGAAGAAGAAGAGUGAAACACCGGUGGCGGUAUGAAAGAAAGUUCCUUCAAGGGAGCGUGUUUUGUUCAUAAAUUGAGUGUGUACGUGCUUGCCAUUGAUUUCUUAGCAUAACUAACAACUUAUGAAUUCGGAUUCAAAUGGAAUGUUCUUGUAAUGAUGCUAAACAUAACAACGACCGGAUAAUUUCCGCCCGUAAUGUCUUCAUCAUUUCUCUUUUUCGAUCAA
Messenger RNA from Malus domestica (apple), 1159 nucleotides. RefSeq names its product rhodanese-like domain-containing protein 14, chloroplastic. Gene Ontology annotation, cellular component: chloroplast. Lineage: Eukaryota; Viridiplantae; Streptophyta; Magnoliopsida; Rosales; Rosaceae. The record is from RefSeq and is a predicted model, not a curated record.